This is a messenger RNA of Dendroctonus ponderosae (mountain pine beetle), 1789 nucleotides long. RefSeq names its product zinc finger protein 37. Gene Ontology annotation, cellular component: nucleus. NCBI's taxonomy places the organism in Eukaryota, Metazoa, Arthropoda, Insecta, Coleoptera, Curculionidae. Gene Ontology annotation, biological process: regulation of transcription by RNA polymerase II. Gene Ontology annotation, molecular function: zinc ion binding; RNA polymerase II transcription regulatory region sequence-specific DNA binding; DNA-binding transcription factor activity, RNA polymerase II-specific. The transcript is spliced from 9 exons. The coding region runs from base 166 to 1710 and encodes 514 amino acids. The record is from RefSeq and is a predicted model, not a curated record.
UAAGAUACACUAUAAAAAAAACUUCGGAAUUUCAACAUCCGAAGCUUUGACGUAUGGACAUUGACGACAAAAAUGAGGUUAUGGCCCUUGUAAAAGAUACACAAAUCAGAAAAUAAACAAAUACAAGGUUUAAAUUAAAUUAGCAAAUUCAUUGAUUAAUAUAAAAUGAACAAUGCAAUAGAAUGUAGGACGUGUUUAGAUAACAUUAUCAAUCAGUCGCAGGUCAAUGUCGAAAGUUCCCUUACAGAACAGCAAAGUGUAUUACAAGCAAUUCAAGAAAUCGCCUCUAUCCAGGUAACCGAGAAUGAUAUCUUGCCGAAACAGAUUUGCCAGGUUUGUUUUACAUCGCUGAAAUCAGCUGCAUUGUUUAGAAGUCAAGUGAUUCGUUCGCAUCUUACUUUGAAAAGUAGACAGGAACAUCAGAUUGAAGAUCCACUGUUUCUAAGUCGUGAUAGUGUACAGCUGGUUAUUGAAAGUUGUAGUGAAGAAAUAGGCAAUGAAAAAAGCAAAAUAGAUAUUAAGGAGGAAGAUCUACUAGUCAGAGACAAUGGACAGCAGUGCAAUGGGCAAAAAGACUGCAAACAAGGAGCAAAAUUUAAUGUACAUUCUGAUGGUGAAAAGAGCGCGGACGACUGGCUGGAUUCAAACGACGCAAAUGAUUAUACAUCAUCCGACGAUUUCCUCGAGGAAAAAUCUGGGAAGAGGUCUUAUGGAGCGAAGAAAUACAACGUUAAAUCCACAGGGAUUAAAACGCGUAAAAAAAGAACACUGAAACGGAAACAGAGGCCUUUGGAGGAGAUUUCCGACACCUCUAGCGAUGGGGACUCGGAUGUACCUUUGGAGAAAUUGAGGAGGGAGAUAAAGUACGAGGAACCAAAGGCAAGCGUUAAAGGCAAAGCUAAACGGGAUGAUACAGAAGAACCCAGGCUUUGCCCCAUUUGUGGCAAAUUGUUCAAAGCGAAACAGAAUUUCAAUUCUCACAUGACUACAGUGCACAGGAAAAAGCCCGAUAAGCCCGAUAAAAUUAGCUGUUUGUGUCCAGAUUGUGGGAGAGUUAUUACUGGAACUAGACAGAACUUUGUCGCCCAUAGACGAUAUCACCAUUCAGAUAAAGCCCAAGUGAAAAAGCGAUUUACGUGCGACGUAUGCCCUAGGAAAUUUUACAGGGAGAAGAAUCUGAUAAUUCAUCAAAGGAUACACAAAGGAGAGAAAGGAUAUGUGUGUGAACUGUGCCCAGAUAAAUCCUACACGCAAAUCGGAGGACUGAUAUUGCAUCGACGAAAAGUGCACUUGAAAAAACCCACAUGCACUUGCAACUAUUGUGGGAAGCAGUUCUACGAAAAGCAUUAUCUGGAAACGCACAUACGACAGUGGCAUACAGGAGAACGUCCAUUUUCGUGUGAAAUCUGUGGCAAGGCCUUUAGCUGCAAUGGAACGCUUUUAAGGCACAGAAAAGACAGUCAUGGAGAGAAGAAACCUUGUCCUAAAUGUGGAAAAAUGUAUACAGAGGGAGAACUGAGAAAACAUUUAAAACGCCACAAAAUCAGGGAAGAAGGCAUCAAAAGGAAAAAGUUUACAUGUGAAUAUUGCAGAACUGAAAUGAAUUUCACGUCCAGAAAACGGCAUUUGCUGAAACAGCACGGGAUUAUGUUACGAGGUCGAGGUGAGAAUGCCGAAAGGGUACCAAUUACCCGAGCAGACGCAAUGUAAAAUACGUGGAAACUAACGGUUAUAAGAACUAAAAGUCUGAUUUAUUUAGUUGCAAUAUAAGUCGAUUUUAUGGCAAAAA